AAAAAAUGAAAUGAUUAAAAAAAGGCCCCACUCAUUAAAAACUCCAAAAAUGCCGCCAAGAAAAAAGCCAGCCAGAAGUCAAAGCAAACGGACAAAGAAGAAACAGAUUUCAUUCAAUAAUAACAAAUGCAAAGAUUUCAAGGAGCCACACUCUGCUCAUACCAAAUCAGCGAAAAAUGUUACAACACGUAAAAAAGUUGUUUGUAAAAAAGAUCCAACAAUGUAUAAAAAUACAAUCCGUUCGCUAGGACUUACUUCAAAAGAAAAGUCUUACAUAAUAUCAAGUUUGCAAAACAAAUCUUCUCGAUAUACAAAAUUAAAAGAUCUUGCUUCUAAGGCGAAACGGGAAAAUAAAAUCUUUUCCAUCUUCGGUACGUGUAACGCGGUGCGUAAAGCUUUAGUACAAAGGGGGUGGGUCGAAAAGAUUCCACCAAAUAGAAUUAAUAUGUUUAGAAUAAAUAGUGGGAAAAAAAAUAGCAAAACCGAUAUACAUUACGAGCUGGAGAGACUUAUGCUGUCGAAUUUAGUUGAGAAAUGCAAUCCUAAUUUCGUUUGGCGUGACACUCAGCAAGAUUAUGACACCGCCAUCGAUAUGAAGAAUGAAUGUAAAACUAUUGUAAAUAAACUUAAAGCAGACGCCUUGUGGACGACAAAACAAGGUUUGUGCACAUAUAUGAAGAUUAAUUAUUGGUUUUAUAUAGAAGACGUUGCCGAAGUGUGCUGUCCUCGGUCUUAUAAUAGUUACGAUACUGGAGAAAUAGAAGAAUUUAUAGCAGACUACAGAAUAACAGCGUGCACUAGUCUUAUACAAUGGGUUAUAUCUAUGCUUGCAAAUAAUGUUACGAUCUUUACUGAAACAGGAACCAUCCCAAUUAAGGUUAUUACCUUUGCAUUGAACAGAUGCAAAGAAUAUUUAUUACAGAAACGUAACAGAGAUAUUGAUUAUCCAAUUAAACCUGUGAGCACUAAACAAUGGAAUGCUUUUUUAAAAAAGUACUAUCGCCUUAUAACUAACAAAGAGCUAUUUGAAGCUGAUAAAGAAAACAGACUACUUCUUUAUAUUGGAUAUGCUCAAUUUAUAUUGGAAAAAAUGUAUAUUUAUCGUCCACAAGUAAGAUGUGAAGGCUAUCAAAAUAUUUGGAUUAUAAAGCCUGGACAUUGGUCAAGAGGCAGGGGGAUACGAAUGGCCUCUAAAUUAGGUGUUAUCACAGAACUAUUAAACAAGGCCAAUGCUAAGUACGUCGUUCAAAAAUAUAUUGAAAAACCAUUGUUAAUUCACGAAACAAAAUUUGAUAUACGACAAUAUUACCUGGUAACUAAUACAUAUCCUCUGGUUAUAUGGAUGUAUAAAGACUGCUAUUUGAAGUUUAGUUCCCAAAAAUAUAACCUCGAUAACUAUCACGAAUCUAUACAUCUGACGAACAACGCGGUUCAAAAGAAAUAUAACAAUUAUGCUGGUCGACAUCCAGAGCUACCUAUGAAUAAUAUGUGGGAACUAAAUAUGUAUAAAAAAUAUUUGAGUAAAAUUGGUGGCGAUGGAGUAUGGGAACAUAUUAUUUAUCCCGGUAUGAAGAAAUCAAUUAUUGGAAUAAUGCUCAGCGGUCAAGAUUCUUUGCCGUUAUGUAAGAACCGUUUUGAGCUCUACGGCUGCGAUUUCUUGCUCGACGAGGAAUAUACACCAUGGCUAAUUGAAAUAAACUCAUGUCCUGAUCUUACUAAUACGACAGAGGUGACCGCUAAGAUCUGCCCAGCUGUUGUGGAUGACGUUAUUAAAGUUGUUUUAGAUCACGCCAUUGAUCCAAAAGCGCCCACUGGAAUGUUUGAGUGUAUCUACCAACAGCCAAUGACUGUACCAAGAUUUAGCACAUCAACAGAACUUGUUGUACGAGGAUAUCCUCUACCCAACGAUUAUUUCUACAAAGGCAAUCCAUCAAUAAAUCAAAUAAAGCAUUUUGGAGAUUCUAGUGAUGAAAAUGAGGAUGAAUCGUCUUUUAACAAACUUAAAUCAAUCUACAGCGACGAUGCAAUUCAAGAUCAAUUUUGUGAUAUGAAUUUUAAUGACAACAAAACGGGACACAAAAAACAAUCCGGCUUCACCAGUGAUAGUGAAAAUUUUGAUAGAAACGAUUCUGAUAUUUUCCCUAGUGCAAUAACAGAUAUACUACGUACAAAGAAAAAAUCCUUAUUCCAAUCUAAUGUCCUUUCAAAUUUAAAUCUAUUUAAUGCUAUUUUUAAUCAGAGUUUGAACCAAUAUCCAAAAAAGUAUAAAAAAUAUCAAAAACCAAGUCAUAGAAAUAUGAAAGACAGAAAGAACAGUAAAUCGGUUACUAAAUCUUUUGACAGUAGUUCUGGAAAGAUUGAUAACAAGCUAAAAGAUUAUGUACUCCAAGCAUCCUCAGAUAUUUUAACAUUUAUUAGUGAAAAAGAAAAAGUGUAUAACGCUAUGUAAUUUGUCGUCAUUUUUUUUAAACAUUAAAAUUUCAUAAAACUUCUGUUAUGAAACCAAUAUACAAAUAAAAUGCGUUCGUUAUUUUCUAUCAUGUUACCGUAUUUAACUGCACUGGUACUAUUGGAAUAUAGCAUUAUUUAUUCUAGGACUAAACUAAACUUCGUACAUAAGCCAACGUAAAUCGUCGAAAGUAAUAUUGAAUGGUUACGUCUUGAGAU
Papilio machaon (common yellow swallowtail) is the source of this 2667-nucleotide messenger RNA. Its product is annotated as tubulin glycylase 3A. Gene Ontology annotation, cellular component: cilium. Bases 11 to 2449 code for a protein of 812 amino acids. The record is from RefSeq and is a predicted model, not a curated record. Gene Ontology annotation, biological process: cilium movement; cilium assembly; protein polyglycylation. Lineage: Eukaryota; Metazoa; Arthropoda; Insecta; Lepidoptera; Papilionidae. The transcript has 4 exons. Gene Ontology annotation, molecular function: protein-glycine ligase activity, initiating.